Messenger RNA from Aethina tumida (small hive beetle), 4977 nucleotides. RefSeq names its product meiosis regulator and mRNA stability factor 1 (gene Marf1). The transcript has 22 exons. Gene Ontology annotation, cellular component: peroxisome; cytoplasm. Bases 132 to 4301 code for a protein of 1389 amino acids. NCBI's taxonomy places the organism in Eukaryota, Metazoa, Arthropoda, Insecta, Coleoptera, Nitidulidae. Gene Ontology annotation, biological process: post-transcriptional gene silencing. The record is from RefSeq and is a predicted model, not a curated record. Gene Ontology annotation, molecular function: RNA nuclease activity; mRNA base-pairing post-transcriptional repressor activity; CCR4-NOT complex binding.
AUGUAGAUGUUCAGUUGAUUUAAAAAAAUUGCGGUAAACGCUUUAAAAUAAUUACAAAAAUUAACAGAAAUGUGAGUUUGUGAAAUUAUUUUUCACCAUUUACCUUCAAAAUUCACAUCCGGCUUACAAUAAUGGCCCAAACCACAGAAGAUUCGAGCGACGACUCGUUCUACCGAAAAUCAAAUGCCAGUUCAGUUAAUUCAAUUUUCUCCGAUUGUGUGACAAAACCGAAAUUCAAAUUUCCACCGCCGCCACGAUUAUCCAGAAGUGACACAAAUUCAUAUACCUCAGAUAGUUCAAACAGUGAUUAUGUCCAUGGCACAAAGAAAAGGGGCAGGAACAUUGCCAAGAGACUGCCCCCAUUAGGUAUAUUCUGGGAUAUAGAAAACUGCCAAGUACCCAGGGGCAAAAGUGCAUCUGAUGUUGUACAAAAAAUCAGGGAAAUCUUUCUCAAUAAUUAUAGAGAGAGUGAAUUUCUGGUUGUCUGUGAUGUUAAGAAGGAAAAUCCACAAAUCAUACAUGAACUACAUGACUCUCAGGUGAAUCUAAUCCAUGUUUCCGCAACUUCGAAGAACGCAGCCGAUGAAAAGCUGCGCCAAUCGCUGCGGCGCUUCGCGGAACUCCAUCCUACACCGUCAGGCGUCCUCCUGAUAUCCAGCGACGUGAACUAUGCUGCCGAUCUGGCCGACUUACGUUAUAGGAAAAGGGUGCGUGUGAUCCUAUUGCACGGUUCUAACGUCGCCGAUGCCCUGGUCUUAUGCGCCAACGAGCGUCAUUCUUUCCAACAGCUCACCGAAGAUUUGCCCGAUGCCAGAUUGAAGCCUCCGAAGAUGCCGAUGCAGUUUCAAGUCAGCAAUUUACCGGUAGGAUGCGGUUUGAGACGUUUGAGAAACAGAUUAAAAUUUUUGACGGACAAUUGCGGAGGCAGGGUUGUACAUAUUGACGAAGGGGCCGGCAUCGCGACACUCAGGUUUCCGAAUUUUGAUAUGGCCAGGCGGGCACAAAGGCGAAUCCAGGGCGAGGAUGUGUUUGGGAACAAAAUUAAGGUUAUCACGCCUAGUGUGAGGAAUUAUACGGGACGUAAAAUAAAAAAUGGAAGUUCCUCGUUCUCCACGAACUAUCCAAUGGCACCGCCCGGAUUUACCACUCAGGAAUACGCUAACAAUUUCUCAUUUAAUCAUUCGAAUUCCAGAGAUUCAAGAAAACAGCAGGAUAUGAGCUGUGUGUCGGAUGGCAGUUACACGUUCCGUCCGAUCCGCGGCAUGGGAGCGGCCUCGUCGUCGUCAUCGUCGGGCGGCGGCGUCACCGGCAACGUCACGCCGAUGGACGUCAGCUACGAUCUUUCUUCGGGAGGCGCGUGGGGCGGCGCGAAGAGGCGUGGUGGCGCGGCCGGCGAUCACCGCCACCUGAAGGGGGCGGGAGCGCAGGAUAUGCCAUCAAGUCGCGUGCACAGAGUCAGCGGUAGCUCGGAUUUUAGCGAUGAUGGAAAAAUCUAUCAUCAUGGAACAGAUGGUGCUAAGACAAACUCCAGUAUUAAUCAGCCAGUAGACUUAAUAAUAUCUAGUUUAGAUCCCUCAAUAGAAACUAAGGAACUUAAAAGACUGCUAACUAAUAUGCUAAAGGAGUAUUGUAUGAUAUUAAGUUUAACAAUCUCAGCUCAAGCGGAUGGAAGUCCAAUCGCUAAUAUCAGGGUGAACAGUCAACAGGAGGCCCAGUUUACAAUCUCACAACUCCACAGGCAAAAGCUGGGCCAUAAAAGGAUAAUUAUAUCGUACGCACAAAACAAUUCUCCCGAUCCCGAGGAGCUGCGUGCAAUGGUAUUCGGUCUGCUUCAGGAGGUGCCAGACCAACGCAUGCCGCUUUUCAAGUUCAUCGAACUUCUUGAAUCACGUUAUCAUUGCACUGUUUCGGUGUCCGAAGUGAACAAACUCAAAGACAUUUGCAAGAUCACUGAUGAUUUGGGCUCUAGGAUUAUAUCACUGACCAACGAAGUUAAAGCGUCGCCACCACCAAACCUUAACAGGACUUUAUUACCGUACUGCACAAUUCAUUGUCCUAACGGCCUACAAAGCAGAGGUUGGUGCGAAUUAAGCACUGUACAAACACCAAAUAUAAUGAUGUCUUUGAAAUUGUUUGGAUCCAAACUGCAGUGCCUGCUUGACUUGCACUUAGGUUCAAUGCCACUUUUGAGUUUCCAGUAUUGUUACGAACAGGAGUUUCACGAACCACUACCCGUUGAUGACAACGGUGUGGCUUUGGAGCACUUAAUUUCAUGCAUACCGGAUGCCGAUAUUACAACUGUGGGUCCAAAUAAAAACAUAAAAAUAAUCAAACAAGAACUGAAAGCUGUAGAAAACGACGAAGAAGCAGUCCUGAACACUGUGGCCCCGUCGUUGGCGCCUAACAUAAGUUUACUUUGCAGGGAGCUCGUCGACCUGCUAAAGACGACCGAUCGCUGUCAAUUAUUACUGAGUAAAUUUAUACCCGCUUACCACCAUCACUUCGGUCGACAGUGCAGAGUGGCCGACUACGGCUACACCAAACUCCUUGAUCUCUUCGAAUCCAUCUCCCACGUUGUUCAAAUUAUGGGCGACGGCACCAGACGGGUGAUCACCCUCUCGCAUCAGGCCCAAGUGCGUCGCUUUACCUCCGAUUUGCUGCGUGUGCUCAAAGUUCAACCAGCCAAGCAAAUUGCCGUCAUCGAUUUUCCGGCCGCCUACGAAAAAGUUAUGGGUCGCACGUUCAAUCCGGUCGAGUACGGUCUUUGCACGUUCGAGGAUCUGCUGGGUUCGGUGCCCGAGAAUACUGUGGUGGUCGGUCGAUCAGAAACUGCGACCGCCGCAUGCGCACUGUACAUCUCCGUGCCGAAAAGGGAACAAACCACCGAGGAGGUCGCGAGGACCAAACAGUUUGCAGCCGAGGUUGUAGAUCUUUUAAGGCACGCACCCUACUAUACAAUGCUAUUUAAUAAGUUCGUGCCCGCUUAUCAUCACCAUUUCGGACACCAAUGUAAAGUUUCUGAUUAUGGCUUCACAAAAUUAAUUGAACUAUUUGAAGCUAUUCCAGACGUAGUCAAGAUCGCUGAGUUGUCUGACGGAGAACGCACAGUGAGCCUGACCCUGAACCAAUCUCUGAAGAUCCUGGGUUCGCAACUCGUACAGUUAAUCCGCAGCACCAAAUCGAACACAAUCCAAUUAGAAAAUCUCGGUACGAUUUACCUGCGUGAGUACGGCUACCCGCUCAAGCCGCAGACUUACGAAUGCGAAACAGAAGCUGAUAUUAUCGAGAGACUGCCCGAUCAUGUUCAGGUCAUACGCAGCAGUGCUGGGACGUUGCUGACGGCCAUCGAGCUGGACACGAUGCCCAUGUUGAAGGUGCGCAGUUGGGCGUUGUUGCUCACGCCGCCCCACUUUAAAGACAUGUCCACCUUUAAGUACGAGUAUCAGUCUCGGUACAACAGCAGCUUCUCGAUGAACAAUUUACAGCAACUGGGGAAUGUAGUAUCGUUAUCAACUAACAAUGAUACCAACUACAUCGCCCUGACGACACUGUAUGUGCUCGCCGCGCAGCUCUAUCACGUGCUAUUUUCGAACGGGGGCAGCGUGCCAUUCGUUCAGCUGGAGCGGCUCUACCACGAGACUUACGGCAAACCGUUGAAAUUAGCGAAUCACGGCAUUGGUACACUGGACGAGUUCUAUAACCACUUCAGCUCCAUGUUUUUCGUGCGGGGCAGCAAGAAAAAAAGUAUUGUGGUCCUCAACAGAAAUCUAGCCGAACACCUGGUGCCGCUUCCCGCUUCGAUGUACAAUUCUAGUCAUUUUACAAAGAGAGAAAACGUGCAAUGGCCUCCGCCACCAUCCCACGAACUGGUACAGAACACGGUUAAAAAAGCUUCACCACCUAAGCCUGACACACCUCCAACUCCCGGUACCGCACCUUGGAAUCACUGGACAAAUCCAUCGACUUUUGACAAUAGUUUGAAUUUAUCUAUACAGAUGCCGAUUGUCCAUAAUCCAAAGCUGCUCGGUAAUCCGGAUACUCUUAUUUCACCUGCCCGUCACCUGUUGCCGGCCAAUAGGAAUCCGUGGGCGAACGUGCCCUCCAUCGCUGCUCCGCAUCCCACCGAGCUGCCCAUGCCCGAUAAACUAAUGGCUAAAGGUGGUAUCUCGGAUGAUUCAGCAGAUUCUGGUUGCAACACCAAAUUAGAAAAUUCCCCGUCAGAUAACGAAAUAGAAUCUUCAAGUGAAAGAUACAUAGGCGAUAAACCACAUUUUGCAACUUUCUUGAACUUCAACAAUUAGACCAAAAAUGUUUAAAAAUAUGCUAUAUCUGUUUAAAGAGUACUAGCAUAUCUGUUUUACAUUUUAUUGAACUUAUAUUUUUAUAGAGUAUUAUAAGAAAUUAUUUUAUUUCCCUUGAAUUCUGCUAGUUUUUUAAAUGUUAAUCAAGUUUUGCCAUUAGAAAGUGAGACUAUAAAAUAGUAACAUUCCUGUUAAUUGAAGAAAACCCUCUGUGAUUGUUUUUCUAGUAGGUUUAAGUCGAUGUUUAUUGUUAAAAAGUUGGUAACAUUGUCUCACAUACCAAUGGUAUUCUCUAUACAUAUAUUUUAUAUAAAAAUAUUUUCUUAUCAAACCUCUUUCAGUUUGAUAAUGAUACCAACUUUCCCUUUUAUGUUUGUAAAAUGUAUGUUAUAUUUUUAUAUCUUUCUGUGAAUUUUGUUUAGGUUGUUUUUUGUCAAAACAAGGAAAUUUUGCAACUGAUAAUCAGUUGAUUUAAGUUGCUCAAUUAAUGUGUAAUCGUAAGUUACCUUUUACAAUCAUUGAAUGUAAUUAUUUUUAUAAUAUCUGUGACUAUAUUUUGUAAGUAUAGAAUUUAAGAAAUAAUGUUUUAUCUGUACUUAAAUAGGUUUUAAAAUUCCCAAAAAUUGUAAUACAUUAUGAGAUUGUUAAUUAAAUAAAUGAAUUUGUACUUUUUCAA